Opisthorchis viverrini is the source of this 2504-nucleotide messenger RNA. RefSeq lists its product as hypothetical. NCBI's taxonomy places the organism in Eukaryota, Metazoa, Platyhelminthes, Trematoda, Opisthorchiida, Opisthorchiidae. The transcript is spliced from 8 exons. Gene Ontology annotation, molecular function: ATP-dependent protein folding chaperone; ATP binding. Gene Ontology annotation, cellular component: cytosol; nucleus. Bases 262 to 1860 code for a protein of 532 amino acids. Gene Ontology annotation, biological process: protein folding. The record is from RefSeq and is a predicted model, not a curated record.
UUGGGAUAUACUGUGGAGACCUCAAUUCAUGCGUGGUAGGAAGCAAAAAUGGCAAGCUAGUUCCUCUCGAGAAUGAUCGGUGUGAAAAACUGAAUCCGUAAGUUGACUAGUGCUUGCUACCAUUUGACGUCGUUCAGAACCAUUGUGACGUUCCAUGACCAGUACUCAAAAGCUGGUAAGGUGGCUGAAGAACAUAUUGGGAAUGGACCAAACACAAUAUGGUGCUUUACCCAUCUGAUUGGGAAUCAAUUCGAUAAAGAUAUGUGCUCCUAUAAGGUGUCGACAAACCCUCAUGGGGACAUCGCCAUUAUUGUAAGCUCCUUCGCCAUAUAUACUUUGUUCAAGAUGAGUAACGGACAGAAGUUCGUGGUUGUACAAUUAGUGGCAAUGAUUAUUGGGGAACUAAAGAUGAUCGCGGAGAAGUCAUCAAGACCAUAUGCUGUGAAUCAAAUUGUACUUAACACACCUGUUUUCUACGGUGAACGAGAAAGGAGUUCGUUAGUUAUGGCCUGCCGAAUCGCCGGGAUUGAGCAUAUACGCUUGGUGGAUGAUCUAAUGGCAGGACUGGAAUUAUCUCGUGUUCUUCGGAAUACUCAUUUUAUUCUGCAGGCAGCAGGACAUGCGUUAAAGUCUUUUCGGACCGAACGGAGAUUGCCGUUUCGUCCAUCCUCUGGAUUAUCGAAAGCGGAUCUGAUCAAGUGCAAAGCAAUCAACAAAGAAAUCGAAGCCCAUGCGCAGCAUACGGGGGAAGUAUGGUCCAGAUUGAAUCAACUGAAGGGUGAAAUAUUGCAAGCAAAUAGUACGAUAGCCUCGUGGUCCGAAUUCGCAUACCUAAAAGACAUCUACAAUGCAGCAAAGGAUGACAGUGACUCGAUGGAUGCGUGGCUCGAACAGAACAAAUCAUCCCGCCAGAUCGAAGAGUUCGACACAAGAAUUGCCGAGUUUUCCGAAAAAGUGCAGAAUCACAAGCAGAAAAAAUGCGAGGCUGAGAAAGUGUGGUCCUCUGGUGUAGAAUCUCUUGAAAAGAAGAUUGGCUCUGCCCGAACUCUGAUACAGUCCUGGUCACAACCGGCAUACCUGCAAAUGGUUUACUCCGAAGCUUCUGUCUAUGUGCAAGCAGUGUCCGAGUGGUUGGAAAAGAAUAAAGCUCAACUUAGCGUGGAGGAUCUUCACAAUCAGCUGACACGUCUGUGCAGUAAAACUGAGUUUUUCAAGCAACGACAGAACGAAGAAGAACAAAAGGAACGAAGUCGCUUACUAAAUAGGCUUAACGAGAAACUGAACUUCAUUCGAUCCCAACUGGAGAAUUGGCGAUCUUCACCGUAUUUGAUGGAUUCGAUAGCGGAUGCAGACACUUUUAUGGCCUCGGUUCAGAUGAGAAGGCCUCAAUUCGCGGCCGCCAGUCUGUCGAAUCUCACUUCAGAAAAUCUGAAGCUGGAUGAUUGGUGGAACGGCUUCGAGAACACGGCGGAAAACAGAAAAAACUCGAAGGUGAAACUCCCAGCCGGGGUGACCGAUCUAUUCAAAAAAUUCAAAUCGAAAAGUGCCUUACAUUUGGCUGAAGAAGUAAUAAACCCACCUACCUCGGAUCCUCCACCAAGCGAAUUCAACAGACCUUCCAGAAGUGGACACAGCCAACCGACAAAUCCAAUCACUGUUACUGUAGAAAGAUCACAGGAAAUUCGACCAAGCUACGAUGAGUUAUAUACGAGUUAUAUGGGUGCAUCCCCAACAUACCCCAACGCUGUGAGAAUUCAAGGGAAUGGAGACGGUUAUCCAUCAAAGAGUCGCGUUACAACUGUGACGCCCCGUAACUGGCCAGGCGGCGCAAAAAGGACGGACAAGUAUCCUCAUAAGUGAGAGGCACAGAAACUUGACAUAUUGGUUUGACAAUUUGCUUGUGUCAAUUCGAAUUUAAUUCCGUUCAUAUAAAAAACUGAUUCAUAUUUGAUUGACAACGAAGGUUCCAUUCCAUAAAGGUUCAUUUUAUCUACACCUCCUAUCUGUUACUUUUCUGGCCUUUUUAUUGGACUAUAACCAGAGAGGUCAUCGAAAAUUGCGCUUUAAAAGACUCUACCGAAGACUGCAACGAAGAUUGAUAAUCCAGUGGCAGUCGCUUUCGCUGUUUAAAUUUGUUCAUUAUUCGAGAUUUUGUACGCUUUUCCUACGGAACCUGAUAUCCACGACGUGAUAUCUUGAUAUUAUUUAAAAAAUUGAGAACAGUUAAGGAUUUCCGUUUUGAAAUACAGGAUAAAGUCAAGGCACCCCCUUCCAAUGGUCAUUCUUCUUCACCGUUUAUCUAAUGGAACGCAGUUCAAUUUCAGCGCGGGUGUAUAAAAAAUGAAGAUCAAUCUUUAGAUCCAUCAAGAUGCGUUUCUUUCUAACCAGUGUUCUUUUACAUGACUUUCGUUUUUUGAGCCAUCUUCUCCUAUCUUGCUAUAGUGGGCCUCUUCCCAGAACCGAAAGAAGGGUGUCUUUGCGACUGUGUCAAUAAAGAAUGUUAG